CUGAAGGUCUGUAGGGUAUUCUCGAGGAUGGGAAGCCAAGCCAUCUGGGGGUCGGGCCGCAUGGCAACUUCAGUCCUGCAGCGUAUACUUGGACCGCAGUGUCGCUGCACUGCAGUGGCAUUGCAAUUGCGGCCAAGUGCAACCAAGGCCUCUGAGCCUGUCUCUGCAGAGCCUGGCCAAGUAACGCAGCCAUGGAGGCCGUAUUCUCCUGCCAAGCCGGCCAAUAUGGUGGAGUUCGCGCUUGCUCGUGCUGAUGACAUACUUGCCUGGGGAAGGAAGACUUCCCUCUGGCCACUGACAUUUGGCCUGGCCUGCUGCGCAGUGGAGAUGAUGCACAUUGCAGCCCCUCGUUACGACAUGGAUCGUUACGGUGUUGUGUUUCGUGCAAGUCCUCGUCAAGCUGACGUCAUUAUUGUAGCCGGGACAGUUACCAACAAGAUGGCACCGGCAUUAAGAAAGGUGUAUGACCAGAUGCUGGAGCCUCGGUGGGUCAUCUCCAUGGGGAGCUGCGCCAAUGGUGGCGGCUACUACCACUACUCGUACUCAGUUGUUCGUGGCUGCGAUCGUAUCAUCCCUGUGGACAUAUAUGUUCCCGGCUGUCCUCCAACUGCCGAGGCCCUCAUGUAUGGCAUUUUGCAACUGCAGAGGAAGAUCAAACGCAUGAACCUGACUCAAAUGUGGUACCGAAAGUAGGCUGCACCCGUCUGCUGCAGGGGGCUUAAGUCUGCACGUAUUAGUUGUUGUAAUAAAGAUGUGUAAAGUUCUCUCGCCA
Messenger RNA from Rhipicephalus microplus (southern cattle tick), 772 nucleotides. RefSeq names its product NADH-quinone oxidoreductase subunit B. The record is from RefSeq and is a predicted model, not a curated record. Lineage: Eukaryota; Metazoa; Arthropoda; Arachnida; Ixodida; Ixodidae. Gene Ontology annotation, molecular function: 4 iron, 4 sulfur cluster binding; NADH dehydrogenase (ubiquinone) activity; quinone binding. Gene Ontology annotation, cellular component: respiratory chain complex I. Gene Ontology annotation, biological process: electron transport coupled proton transport; mitochondrial respiratory chain complex I assembly; aerobic respiration.